CGGGCCCCGCCGCGGACCCCCCGAGGGAGGGGCUGCACUAAGGCGCGGGGUGGCCGCACGGAGCCGCCAGAAGAGCGCGGAGGCGCCGCCCGGCCCGGGAGCACGGCGGCGGGGCGAGCGGGGCGGCGGAGGGGAGCCGAGCCGAGCCGGGCGGCCGGUCGGUCGGCGCGGCGGGGCCAUGCCGGGGGCCGCCCCCGCAGCCCGCCGCCUCUGGCUCUGCGCGGCCGUGCUGGGGUGCCUGGCGGCGGCGAGGCCCCGCCGGCGAGUUCUUGAAUGCUCUCCUGGUGGACAUCAGAUCCUGCAGAGCCCUUACCGAAGCAUUGAUUUUGAUUCAUCCCACCUCCAGCAAUCAGCUAUUCAGGAUUUAAUAUGUGACCAUUCCCUAACACCAGGAUGGUAUCGCUUUAUGAUUUUUGACAAGCCUGCUGAGAUGCCGACCAAGUGCGUGGAGAUGAAUCACUGUGGUACUCAAGCCCCUGUCUGGUUGUCUCUGAGGGAGUCAGAAUCCAUGCCUGGACCCGGUGAGAUCAAACAGUUAACGGCUUGUGCUACAUGGCAGUUUUUCUUCAGCACUUCAAAAGACUGCUGUCUUUUCCGAAUCCCUGUCAGUGUGAGGAACUGUGGAAAUUUCUUUGUUUACUUACUGCAGCCCACCCAAGGAUGCAUGGGGUAUUGUGCAGAAGUUCUUUCAGAUGCAAGGCCACAGACCUGUGAUCCUGAGGGAAUGGAAGUUCAAGGCGUCUGUAGCAGUAACCUGGCUCCUUCAUCAUCUCCAUCUGUGUCACCACUGCUACCAGCCAUUCCUGAAGUUGUAGCGGAGCUGAUCGAAGGCAGCAUUUACCUAAGGUGUACCUUUGGCGUUCCUUUUGCAAACAGCUCAGUCGGAUUCAUUGUCACUUGGUCAAGACUUUCUCCUGAAGGUAUCAAAGAAGAACUGAAACAUGAAACUGCAGUUCAUACGUUCUCACUUCUAGAACUAGAUGGGAUAAACGUCAGACUUGGAGACAGAGUCUAUUGUAGCAGUUCUGCUUUUUUCAUGGAGAAGCCGGAUAUACAAAGCUCUUCUGUUGAGAGCAAGGAAUUUUUUGCUGGCAUUAAGAUACAUACAGAAACAUAUGAUAUAUCAGAAGAUGGGAAGGAAUACAGACUGACAAUAGAAAGUAGCAUUCCUGUUCCUUGUCCUGAGUUUAGCCAGCUUGAAAGUGACUGCAAAAUCUCACUAACAUUAAAUACUGUUGAUGAAGGUAAAGAGCAGUUAGGUUUAAACUUGGCUCUUUCUUCUUGUCAUGUGGAUCUUCUCCAGAAACCCUGCAAUAACGGAAUCUGUAGUCAAGCUGUAAUUUAUUUCACUGCUGUGACAGACUUUAUGCAGGAUGGAGACAGGAUUACCAGAAUUGCAGUCGAACCUAUAUCCAGUGAGAAUUUCCUGUGGAAUGGCUAUGUUCCAGAAGGCACACAGAUUACAGUAAAGGAUCUUCCCACUGCCUACUGCUACUCAUUUACUGACCCUCAUAUAAUUACAUUUGAUGGAAGACUCUAUGACAAUUUUAAAACAGGAACAUUUGUUCUCUAUAAGAGUACAUCUCGAGAUUUUGAAGUUCAUGUUCGCCAGUGGGACUGUGGAAGUCUUCGCUACCCAGCAUCCUGUAACUGUGGCUUUGUUGCCAAAGAAGGAAGUGAUAUAAUUGCAUUUGACAUGUGCAGUGGUCAGCUACGUCAGUCACAGCCACACUUAUCUGUAAUAAACAGAGACACAACAGGAAGCAAUGUCAGAAUCACUGAAUCCUACCUGGGAAGAAAAGUAACAGUUUUGUUUUCUUCUGGAGCUUUCGUUCGUGCUGAUGUGAAUGAAUGGGGAAUGAGCAUAACACUUAGGGCACCCAGUUCAGAUUACAGACAUACAAUGGGACUCUGUGGCACCUUUGAUGGAAGUGCAGAGAAUGACUAUCACACUGCAAGUGGGGUGGAAAUCCCAAACCAUGCUAAUGUUCCUUUUUCUUUUAUUAAGGAAUGGAGAAUUUCACCAGGAGCUAGCUUGUUUGACAAGACACCUGCUUCUUUAACAUCAUCUAGAAAAAUAGUCUUCUGUGACUGUGCACUUGAAAAUACUAGAUUAUAUCGCUCAGUGAAUAAACUAGAGACAGUUUCUCAGUCAGAACUUCCUCUGUAUUGUAAAGAAAGUGAAAAUGGUAGAUUUCUUUCUUUGAUACCAGGACUGGAUGUCACUGCUGAGUUUCUUGGUCCUGUCGAUCUUGUCAGAGGCUUAAAGAAACGUUCAUCUGCACAUGAAAUGGAUUCAUCUACACUUCUGCAGAGGGAGGAUAAUCAAACCGAACUUCACAAAACAUCACUAGUAAAUACACGUGUCUCUGCAACCUCAGUGGGAAAUACUGGUGUAGGAAGAAAAGGAACUUCAGGCUCAGGCAUUAGAAGAGAUUCUCACCGUUACAGUAGUCAUCUUCAUGAAAGUCAGUCUGUUACAAGUAGGGGGAAGCGCCAAAAUUAUUAUGAAUACCAUCCAGCAUUUCUAUUCCAAAGUCUUAGCCAAACAGACUUAGAGGGAUAUAGUUAUUUUUUCCCAGAGGACCAUGCCACUGACACAGACCAAAAGUUUCUUCCUUCUUGGCCCACACCUUCUGGCCUCACUGAAUCUAGCACUUUGUUACUAUGCCAGCAGGCAAUAGCUAAUUCCAGUAUAGGAAGAUCUUGUGGUGGCCUUCUUGGCCGGCGAAUAGAGGAUGCGAUCAAUAUGUGUGUUAAAGAUUUGCUGCUGAAAGAUGACCUCAGUUGGGCAGAAGCUUCCUUAGCUCUUCUAGAGAAUGAAUGUGAGAAAAGAGUUUUAGAAGAAAUAAAUUACAACCAACAGGAACUUGAAGGGUCGGUUGAGAGCCUACUUAUUGCAUUAAAGUGUCCCAGUCUCUGCAGUGGUAACGGGGAAUGUACAGAAUGGGGCUGUGCAUGUUUUCAAGGCUAUAGUUCAUAUGACUGCAGCAUACUGUCUGACCAGGCUCCAGAAAUUACAGAGCUGGAGAAUGCUGGGCUGUGCAAUAUUCGACAGUAUGACUGCACAUCAGUAAGAGCUUUUGGACAUGGCUUCAGGGAGUCAUUGAAUCUGAAAUGUGAAAUUAUCAAAUUACAGUAUAGUGAUAGACAAUGGAUUCCUGGAGAACCUCUAACUAUGCCAGCUGCCUUCCAAAAUGCCAGGACUGUCGACUGCCAGUUACCAAAUGAUGGCCAGCAGUCUGAUGUCAUGGAUCUGGUUGAUGAAAAACCCAUUGCCAAGUGGCAAAUAAAGAUUUCUAAUGAUGGAUUCAUUUAUAGCAACUCUAAAACAAUGAUAUUAUAUGACGGAGCCUGUCAAGCAUGUGAACCACAGGAAUCUGGGUUGUGUGCAUUAAGGGAGAAAACAUGCAACAUAGAUGGACUCUGUUACGGUGAAGGUGACACAAAUCCAACCAGCCCUUGCUUACUCUGCAGACCUGACAUAUCAAAGUUAACUUGGUCAGUUGUUGAAAACAACCAGCCUCCAGUGCUUGAAACUUUUCAGGGUAUGCUACAGACUUUUUAUGGAGAAGAUUUUGUAUAUCAGUUUUUGGCUUCGGAUCCAGAGGGCUCUGCUAUUCAAUUCACAUUGGAUUCUGGUCCAGAAGGUGCCAGUCUUUCCCCAUCAGGUCUCCUUUUGUGGAAAGCUGUGUCAAUGAAUCUCCAGAAAAUUACAUUUUCUUUGACAGAUGACUGCAACGCAAAGACUAAGGUAGAAAUAGAGGUCAGUGUAAAAUCGUGUGAUUGCCUAAAUAAUGGCUCAUGUGUGACAAACAUUAAUUUCCCACCUGGAAGUGGAAGAUAUCUUUGUGUGUGUGUGGCUGGAUUUGAAGGUGAUCUCUGUCAAGUGAAUACUGAUGACUGUAAACUUAACCAGUGUGGUAUUGGCAGAUGUGUGGAUGGAAUAAACAGCUAUUACUGUGAAUGUCCGCCUGAACUUCAAGGUAAAAAUUGUCAAGAUGAUGUAGAUGAAUGUGUAUCCAGUCCUUGCUUCCCUGGAGUAUUUUGCUUCAAUACUUUCAGUUCUUACUAUUGUGGUCCAUGCCCAAAUAAUCUGCAAGGAGAUGGGAAGUCAUGUUAUGGAAGCUUUGAGGACACUAAUGUUGAAAGAAAGGAUUCCACAGGAGAAACUGGAGGGAAUAAAGGUUUUCAACAAUCAUCCUUUGAGAAGGUUUUAAGCAUCUCAGGCUAUAUUCCCAGUUCUACAGAUGUCCCUGAGAGAUUUAUUUCUACAGAAACAGUCAGUAGCAGCAAUCUGCUAGGCUCCACAGUAAAAACAAUCACCACUUGGAAGUCACUUAAUUCUCAGAGAAGUGCUUCUGUACAACCUGCUGUUACUGGAAACAUUGCUCAUGCUCUCAGCGCCAUCAGUGGUCACCUUGCUAACGUGGAGGAGAGUUCUUCAGUACAUGCUGUGAUGACCACAUCUUCAAGGAGCCAUGCUGUAUCACCUGAGAAGAAAACAAGGGCACAAGUUGAGGCCUACAGCUAUUUUGAGACCAGCAAGAAGACUUCUAGCAGCAGAACAAAUAUAAGCAAAGGGCUUUCUUUGCCAAGCAAAGUGUUCAAAGGUGGAAAUGCUCAGAGAGUUCAGCACCUAUUAGCCAAGCAUAAAGCGAGUCCUUUACCUUUUGCCCUUGUUGAAGUCACUGUCCCACCAAAAAUGCUUCCUGAAGAGCUGAGUGAAAUAGUGAUUCCUAAAGCAGUAACCUGUACCGAUUUACCCUGUUUUCCUGGUGUACCUUGUGAGCCAAGUCAGGAUGGAAGCAUCAAGUGUGGUCAUUGUCCUUAUGGUUAUUAUGGAGAUGGCUUCACUUGCAGAGCAAGAUGUAGAGAAACAUGUGGCAAAAAUAUGGAGUGUGUGGCACCCAAUAUUUGCAAAUGCAAGCCUGGUUAUGCUGGUUAUAACUGUCAGGCUGCUCUAUGCAGACCUGAUUGCAAAAACCAUGGGAAGUGCAUUAAGCCCAAUGUAUGUGAAUGCCUACCAGGAUACAGUGGCUCCACUUGUGAGGAAGCACAUUGUAAACCACCCUGCCAAAAUGGAGGCACAUGCUUGGCCAGAAAUCUCUGCACCUGCCCAUAUGGUUUUGUGGGACCAAGAUGUGAUACAAUGGUUUGCAACAGACACUGUGAAAAUGGUGGUGAAUGUCUUACUCCAGACAUCUGCCAGUGUAAACCUGGGUGGUACGGACCUACAUGCAGUACAGCAAUUUGUGACCCUGUGUGUCUCAAUGGUGGUUCGUGUGCUAAGCCAGAUGUUUGCCUCUGUCCACAUGGAUUCUUUGGUGCCCAGUGUCAGAAUGCUGUCUGCAGCCCGCCUUGUAAGAAUGGUGGUCAUUGCAUGAGAAAUAAUGUCUGUACUUGUCCUGAUGGGUACACAGGCAGAAGAUGUGAAAAAAGUGUCUGUGAGCCAAGAUGUAUGAAUGGAGGAAGGUGCGUAGGGCCAAAUGUUUGCUCUUGUCCUUCAGGAUGGAGAGGAAAAAGAUGUAACACUCCAAUCUGUCUUCAGGAAUGUAAGAACGGUGGGGAGUGUAUUGGACCGAGUACAUGUCAUUGUCUUCCGCAGUGGGAAGGAAUCCAGUGUCAAACACCUGUGUGCAACCAGAAGUGUCUGUUUGGAGGCAAGUGUGUAUUGCCUAAUGUAUGCUUUUGUCGUCCUGGUUAUACUGGAGUCCUCUGUGGGAAGAAAAUUCAGGUACAGAGGCAUCACGGUUGAAGAAAAGAAGUGUAUCAAUUAAAUUGCAAUGCUGCAUGGAUGUAUGAGACUUGAAAAUAGCAAGAGCAUUGAAGGCAAUUACAGAGUUUAUUUAAAUGAAAGGAAUAUCCAGAAGCAUUAUUUUAAAAGAUUCAUAUUGCCGUCAUGAAUUUUGACGAGCUUCAAAACAACAAUCUUGUAGUCAUUAAAACAUAUGUUUAUUUCUAUAAUUUUUUGCUACCUCAUGCACAAACCCCACAGCCUCUGAUUCUUCACUGGGCUCCCGGGUUUGAUGAAUGAUGCAACCCCAAAAUUCUGCAGUUUGUUGAUGUAGUCAACUGGACAAUGAGAUUUCCUUUGUGGGAACAAGAUUGUAAUAGCUGCUGAGUGACUCUAGGAAAGAACGCAGCAUUUCAUCACUUGUGAAUGGUACCUUCUGAUUUUAAACAUUGUUUACAUAUAUACUAUUUGGCUGCAUACAGAAGAAAAACCAGAACUAUUUUUUUCUUCUUUGUCUUGUAUUUAUGUCAGUCUGUUACAAUGACUAGCUAGUAGUGAGGAAAGAGGGGGAACUUAAACCAAGGCUUGGUUACUAACAGUGGAGACAAGGCCACAUGUCUUGUUAACAGGCAACCAGAUACAGAAUAAUUCUGGUUUAUCUACGGCAAGCCUUUGUAGCCAGGAGUCAGAUGCUGACUCUUCUGUUUUGACUUCAUUACUUAUACUGAGGAAGUACUGAAAGAUUUCUAUGUCUGUAAGACUUUUAUGCCCCUGUUUUGAGAUAGCAUUCAGUAAUAUGAGGAAAUUUUGUUCCUGAGUGUCUUAGAGAAAUUUGGCAAUGCUUUUAGCCAUGCUGAAUCUUAAAAUAGGAACUAAUAAGAGGAGGAAUUUGCUGUACAUCAUGUCAUCUGUAUACAUCAAACCAGGAAGUAUUUGUAAAAACGUCUUAGAGGAGUUUUUUCCAUUACCUAUUUCUCCAGUGAACUGUUAGCACCUACCAGCUGCCAGAUAGUUUUUGAACAAAUAAAAUUCCAGUUUUCCUGAAGUUUCCUACAGAGGACCACCAUCUUCUUCCCCUAGAGCUGCGAAAGACAUUUCAGUUCCUGCUGCAACCAGCUGAGCUCUGGUAAUAGAUACAAUCGUCCCUUUAGCUAAGCCAUUGAAGUUUACUGUUUUGUUUUGUUUUUUUUAAACCAAAAAUAAAUGUCAUGACUUCCUAUUCUCUUGAGCAAUACUCAAUUUACAUACACUAAUUCUGAAUGGGAAGAAAAUAGAGCUCAUUUUGCCAUUUACUGCCACUGUGGGAUGCUGAUUGCCAAAUCAUAGCUGUUAGCAGCUUUGUGCCUAGAUUUCUCCUCACCUUUUUGAUAGUCCUCUUAAGUCAUUUUGCAAAGUAAGCUGGCAUUUUGAGAAGUCAGCAUCAUUCCAGAAUGAUACCUGAUGGAUUUCCAAGUGCCUGACUGGUGUAUUUAAAAACUGUUUUCAAUUUCCCACUUGCAUUUUAGAUUUCAGUGUUUCCAUAGUUUCUUUCAGUCAAGCAUCCAAGUGGCUCAUAGCCUGAUCUUCUGGGAACUGUUCUCUUAUUUAAAACCUACUCCACUUGGAUUGUUUCCUUUCUCGCAGCUUGCAAAGAUCUCUGUGAACAAAACCUGACUAGCUAGUGGAACUGAUGCCUCAGGAUGAUGCUUUGAAUACACAAGAUUCUGAAAACGUUUUUAAAAUUUAAACACACCAAUAUCGCAUAAUCUCAUAUUGUAAUAACCCCAAUUCCGUGUGUCAGUUACAGAAGUGGUAUGCUAAAGAGAGAGAGAACAUCUGGCAGGAAUGCUGUUAAUAGUACUUUGGUUAAUAGGAUUUUGCAACCUUCCAUUCACAAAACUGAAUUUGAUAUAUAUAUAUGCCUUUCAAAGAUUUCAGGCUGAAUAAAGGGGUUUUUUUAAUCGUAA
Molecule: messenger RNA, 7683 nt
Organism: Harpia harpyja (harpy eagle)
Lineage: Eukaryota; Metazoa; Chordata; Aves; Accipitriformes; Accipitridae
Gene: VWDE
Product: von Willebrand factor D and EGF domains
Exons: 31
Coding region: 179-5758 (1859 amino acids)
Biological process (GO): anatomical structure development
Cellular component (GO): extracellular region; cell surface
Molecular function (GO): calcium ion binding; signaling receptor binding
Source: RefSeq, a predicted model, not a curated record